AUGUACAGAUCCUAUACACAAAUUUGGUCUCGCUGUAAUCACCAACGACGUCUAGUAUCCCGAACGACCGCCACAAUUGCAACGCUAGUCAGCGUUGGUAGUUCGGCUUAUUACUUCUCGGGCAAGGCAAACAUACACCUAGAUGCUGAGGAAGAGCCACAGCGGUUUGUAGCGGCAACUCAAGUUACCGCCCCCUUAGGCUUACAAGGAGCAGAGCUAAAACUGCGUCAAUGGGAGUUCUCGGCGCGAUACGAUGAGGACUCUCCAGAGAUCUCCCGGUGGGAUUUCACGGCUCUUCCAAGCGACGAUAAUCCCGAAGAGUACGCCGCCUUCAAACUAUUCCACUCGUGUAGAGGCAUCUGGUCGUGGUUCGGCGUCUACGAUGGUCACAUCGGGCCUGAAACCAGCUACUGGCUCAGCUGCAACCUCAUACAGGCUGUAGCGGAGUAUAUAGGUCCCCUCUAUGUACUUGUCAACGGCAAGUGUCCCAAUGAGCCGUCCGCCGUCCAGAUUGAAACGGCGUUCAAGGACGGUUUCGAGGUCGUGGACAGGUAUCUGGUCCACGACACGGCCGAGGAAGCCCUUGGAAUACCCGUCCGCGACGAAGGCGUCGAAGCGCUUACGAAAGCGUACUCUGGCUCGUGCGCCACGGUAGCAUCGUACAACGCCGCGACCCACCUGCUCCACAUCGGACAUGUGGGCAAUUCACGCACUGUCCUCGGGCGCCGCAUUGCGCGUCCUGACGGUCGCGGCUACGCGUACGAGGUACGCGAGCUCACCGCCGAUCACACCAGGCGGAGUCCUAUCGACGAACCCCGUCGUCCCGCACAGCAUCCUGGAGGGCAGGAUGCGCGAGAUGGUCAGACAAUGGAGCUGAACGUGUCUCGCGCAUUUGGCUUUGGAAAGCAUAAAUGGUCCCCGGACAUGCAGAAGCGCCUUGCGGAUAAGCGGCUUUUAAGCCCGCAUCCAGACGAGCUAAAGACAUCACACAAUCCCUCCCUUACUGCUGAUCCGGACGUCUCUACGACCAAAACUGAACCCGGGGAUUUCCUCAUCGUUGCGAGCGCGGGCUUUUGGAGCUGGCUCACGGGCGCAGAAGCGGUCGGACUCGUAGGGUGGUGGCUCGAAUCGAGAGGAUUCGACCCCAAGGGCUCUUUCCGCAAUACCAGACGGCAGCCUCUUUCCCCUAAAGAUUUGCCUGCGAUAAGCCAUAGCAGCCCUGGUGCUCCACGCUUUAGACUUCCGCAAGUGGAGCCUCGAUUCGUUCACAUGGACGAAAAUGCUGCCACGCAUCUUCUCAGGAAUGCGUUGGGUGGUGCGAACAGGCAGCAACUGACCACCAUGCUAAACGCCGAGCUGGAAGAAGAGAUCGCACCACAAAGGCAUGUGUCGCGAUCCUCUGUUCUCUGA
Phanerochaete carnosa HHB-10118-sp is the source of this 1410-nucleotide messenger RNA. RefSeq lists its product as uncharacterized. Bases 1 to 1410 code for a protein of 469 amino acids. The transcript has 2 exons. NCBI's taxonomy places the organism in Eukaryota, Fungi, Basidiomycota, Agaricomycetes, Polyporales, Phanerochaetaceae. The record is from RefSeq and is a predicted model, not a curated record. Gene Ontology annotation, biological process: protein dephosphorylation. Gene Ontology annotation, molecular function: protein serine/threonine phosphatase activity.